UCAAAUUAAUGAUGAUAAUAAAUUCUCUCAAAUUACAGACGAAAACAAUGUAUCUAAAUCUGCAUCGUCUAAUGAGCCUGAACGUUCAAAACAGGGAUCUAACAUAAGUGUUGAUACAAAUUUAGGUAGAGUUCCUCGAAAAGAACAAAGAUAUGUAGUAAGAUCUACAUCUUCACCUCGUUUUACGAAGAAACGUGGUAUAGUUAUUCGUCGCUCAAGUGCCAAGAUUGUGCCAAAACAUGGAUCAGAGACAUCGGAAGAUUAUCAACGUGCACCAAAAACACCGGUUAAAACAGUAGAGAUAUCUAGCGAACUGGACGAAAUAGGUGCCCAAUUUCAAGAAACUCUUACCGAAUUUUCUAAAAGAUACCAAGAUUCAACUGUUGCACUCGCUGAAAAAUCUUACCUUUUGAAAAGAAAUCAAGAAUUAUGGCACACUGUAGCUGCCAAAGAGGAAGAAAUAGAAUAUCUUAAAAAUGAAUUAUGGCAAUCUGGAAUCAAAAUUCAAGGUUAUGAAUCUGAUCUUAAAGAAAUUAUCGAACAACAACAAGAACCUCUUACACUCACUCAGGAAGACUUAAUACGUAUCGAAAGGGAAAUAGAUGAUCAAGAAGUUUUAAUUAGCGGAUAUCAAAGAGAAAACGACAAAUUGGUUGGUGAGAUAAAGAAUUUGACUGAAAGGCUGCGAGUCACCGAAGAAGAACGAGAAAGUCACUAUAAUAAAAUUAAUGAGUUAUAUAAAGAAAUUGAACAAUUGAAGGGAUCUCUGCAUGAACAGGAGACUAAGGAAUUAGUUCCAGAUGGCACUUUGCGACAAAUCGAAGAUAUGAAAAAAGAAAUUGAACGGUUAAAAGAAAAGGAAAUAUCCUAUGAGUAUAAGGAACUUGCUUUGAAGGAAAUGGAUGGAUUAAAAAAAGAAUUGAGCGCACUUAGAGAUAUAGAGAGUGAAUAUAUGCUCAAAGUUCACGAUUUGGAGCAUCAAUUGGCUGGAGCCAAUGAAGAAAUUGAAGAGAUCACACGAUCUAAAACAGAGUCAUUGGAAAAAUUUACCGAAGAUAUGAACAUAAUGAAAUAUACGUACGAAUCACAAAUUGAGAACGUGAAAAAAGAGGCAAUUUCAAAAGAAGGGAAAGAAACUCGCUUCCGUAAACUUCAAAAUGCCCUCGAAAAAAUUGAAACCAUAGCAGGAUCAUAUCCGGAGGUAACUCAAGUAUGUACUGAAUUACGAAGAAUCAAUCUUCUUCCGCCUAAAAAAAGGCGCAAGUCAGCAGCAGAUGUGUCUAAAGACGUAUAUGGAUACAGUACCAAAGAAGCACGAUCAACCCAUUCACCCACAACCAAAA
Racocetra fulgida is the source of this 1343-nucleotide messenger RNA. Lineage: Eukaryota; Fungi; Glomeromycota; Glomeromycetes; Diversisporales; Gigasporaceae. The record is from the annotation of a GenBank genome assembly.